Molecule: messenger RNA, 1490 nt
Organism: Abrus precatorius (Indian licorice)
Lineage: Eukaryota; Viridiplantae; Streptophyta; Magnoliopsida; Fabales; Fabaceae
Product: protein LIKE COV 1-like
Exons: 7
Coding region: 328-1122 (264 amino acids)
Biological process (GO): stem vascular tissue pattern formation
Cellular component (GO): Golgi apparatus
Source: RefSeq, a predicted model, not a curated record
GCAAGAUGCUACCCUACAAAUACAAUUCCAUCCCAAAAACGUCAUUUUUUAAAUAUUUUAAUUUUAAUCGUCACCUCAACCAAAAAAGAAAGACACUCAGAUAAUAAGAACGGGAGUUUUUAAAAUUACAUUUUAGUUUUUUUUUGUCACAUAAAUUUUAGUUUGGAUCGAAUAAAAAUGAAAAAACACAAACAACGGUGAGAGAGGAAAGAAAUAAUAGAAUUGAAGAGUUAUUUUGAAAAUUUGUGAUUCGUGCGAGUUUGACACAGAGUUGCAGAAGAAGCAAAGGGAUAUUGGGAAGUUCGAAACGUCGUCGUUGCUGCGGUAAUGGGCGAUGACAAAUCCUCGACGGUAAUGAGCAACAGAGACAGAGAUCGAGAGCUUCUCAUCCCCGUCGCCGAUUCUGGCGACGACGAUGCCGCCUCCAAACCAUCCUCUUCCUCUUCUUCCGUCCAUCAUGCUGGCCGUGAGACUUUUUACAAAGUUGUUAGGAGCUGGACAUCAAAAAAGUUCAUGACCGGAUGUGUCAUUCUUUUUCCAAUUGCAAUCACCUUCUACAUAACAUGGUGGUUUAUUCAUUUCGUGGAUGGGUUUUUUUCUCCAAUCUAUGCUCAACUUGGAAUUGAUAUCUUUGGUCUUGGAUUCAUAACUUCCAUAACUUUCAUCUUCUUGGUUGGGGUUUUCAUGUCAUCAUGGUUGGGUGCAUCUGUCCUGGGUCUUGGGGAGUGGUUUAUCAAGCGAAUGCCUCUUGUUCGUCAUAUCUAUAAUGCCUCCAAGCAGAUCAGUGCUGCUAUUUCUCCUGAUCAAAAUACACAAGCAUUCAAAGAAGUUGCCAUCAUUCGGCAUCCACGUGUUGGUGAAUAUGCAUUUGGAUUCAUCACCUCAUCUGUUGUCCUUCAGAAUUAUUCUGGAGAUGAGGAGCUCUGCUGUGUCUAUGUUCCCACAAACCAUCUUUAUAUCGGUGAUAUAUUUCUUGUCAACACCAAGGAUGUCAUUAGGCCAAACCUAUCAGUGCGGGAAGGAAUUGAAAUUGUCGUUUCUGGAGGCAUGUCAAUGCCGCAGAUCCUAUCAACACUUGAUUCACGUGUUCCAGUGGAAAUAGGAAGACCUGAUAGAAGAUGAGAGUGAAAAAAGUAUACUAGUUGUUCUUUUAGUAGUUUGCUUUGUUUCAUAUUUAGUCAUCAGAGUGGCAAUGCAACCAAUUUAUGUUGCAAGGGCUGAAUUUGAAUUUACGUCAUUAAUCUAUGAGAAAGUGUUGGAUUCUGAUGGUUUGUGUAGCAUUCGUACCUGUGUAAUAAUAGAAUGAAGAAUUUAGCGUUUGUUUGAAAAUGUGGUGUGGGUAAUGAUACAGGCUUACAAAGUUUACUGUGGUAGAAGUCCCUACUUUCUGCCCGUGCAUAUUAUUUUGGUGUCCUCAACAUAGCAAUUCAAUUUUGUACCUCAGAUAACUGGUUUUCAACUUUUUAAUUUUUGGAACAAAACUGGCAUUC